AAUUGUCAUUCUGAGAGUGCUGAUACGUCUUGUUCUUCUACGCCUUCUGAUUCUACUGAUGGUCGUACUUGUACUCAAGUCGCAGGAAAUGGGCAUAAUUCCGAUCAACCUGCUGGUCCUGCUGUUCCUUCUGGCGAAAGAGGUGACCAGGGUCCUGCUGGUACUACAGAUGAAAGAGGUACAGUUGGCACUCGGCAGGGUUCUGAUACUCAAACUGGUAGUGGUCCUGUCUCUUCUUCCGCUCCUUCUAAUGCAUCUCCUCCAUCUGAAUCUACUGCUGAGGAGAGAAGGGAUACGUCCGCAACUGACCCACAACCUGAAGAACGAGGCGGCAGUACAACAGAAGAGAGUAGAGCUAACCAGGGAGGUGAUGCGGCACAAUCCACUUCUCCUUCAACCAACAAUUCAGCCACAGGGAGUGAAGGAGAAAGUGGUGCUGGGAGUGAUGCUACAACGGCUGAGAAUGGCAGUAAACCUACAGAGGGUGAGUCACCAAGUACCCAAGAAGGUGCUGAAGGAAAUACAGAUACAACCACCACCACUACAACAUUUCCUCCUGAACUCACAAACAACAAGAAGGGUGAUGCAGACAGCAGCAGCAGUAGUAUCAGCAGUUCUGUAUGGGUGCGUGUACCACUACUGAUUGUGGUUACACUGGCCUGUAUUCUUGUGUGCUGA
This is a messenger RNA of Trypanosoma theileri, 678 nucleotides long. RefSeq lists its product as uncharacterized. The annotation marks the transcript as partial. NCBI's taxonomy places the organism in Eukaryota, Euglenozoa, Kinetoplastea, Trypanosomatida, Trypanosomatidae. The record is from RefSeq and is a predicted model, not a curated record. The transcript has a single exon.